This is a messenger RNA of Cuscuta europaea, 2334 nucleotides long. The record is from the annotation of a GenBank genome assembly. NCBI's taxonomy places the organism in Eukaryota, Viridiplantae, Streptophyta, Magnoliopsida, Solanales, Convolvulaceae.
AAAACCUUUUCCCACUUAUCGAAAAAACAACGCCCAACAGACCUCCGCGUUCCGCCUCUCCCAUACCCCUUGUGCGAGACAGCAACCAGCAGACCUCUUCCCAUCUUCCGUGGAUGGAGGAGUGGAGGUAUUUGUCUUUGUCUUCCGUUGCUUUGCUUUUCCGUUUGUUCUUUUUUCUUUUCUUAAUUAAUACUUUACACGUUUGGGAGCUAAGAAAUACUUUCAUCGUUAAAAAUAGUGAUAUGUCACGGGUUUUAAUCUCGUAAUAAUCCUACCCGUAAAGAGAGGCUUCCCUCUGUCUUUUUGCGUAGUCGCACCCCCCGAGCUUUUAUCAGGUCAAUGCAUGGGUAGAAGGAUCUGCCUCACAAUUUGAAGAUGCCAGACUAUGAAUGUUACAAAUUCUGCGCCAAAUAGGGGAGUCUGUGACCUUAGGUCUAGAUACAUCAGUCACUCUUAAGAGCAAAUAGAACGGCAGUGCUUAACCUGAAUCAAAUGCUAAGAGAGAGUAUCAGGAUGAGCCGCCUUCGGUCCUGGUACACAGCAGAGACUCAUUUUAUCUACCCGUAUGACUUCCGGUUCCGAGGGCGUCGGCACAGAUUAUUUGCUACGUCCUGUUCUGUCUCUACCAAAGUGACAACAGGAAGAAAGGAGAAGGUGAUUGUGAUAUCUGGACCUACCGGUGCUGGAAAAAGCAAGCUUGCAUUUGAUCUUGCAAAGCGACUCAAUGGAGAAAUCAUAAGUGCAGACUCAGUACAAGUGUACAGAGGGCUAGAUAUUGGUUCAGCAAAACCGUCUCUCACUGAAAGAAAGGAGGUGCCUCACCACCUGGUUGACAUUUUGCAUCCAUCUGAAGAUUAUUCGGUUGGGAGGUUUUUUGAGGAUGCAAGGCAAGCUACUAAAGAUGUCAUUAACAAGGGCCAUGUUCCAAUUGUGGUAGGCGGUACAGGAUUGUAUUUACGGUGGCUUGUUUACGGGAAGCCAGAUGUUCCUAAAGCCUCUCGAGAGAUAACAUCUGAAGUGCAUACAGAGAUUGCAGAUUUACAGAGAGAUGACAACUGGGAUGUUGCUGUUGAGUUGGUGGUUAAAGCCGGCGAUCCAGGAGUUAAGUCUUUAGCAGUAAAUGAUUGGUAUCGUUUACGUCGCAGGCUUGAAAUCAUUAAAUCUAGCGGGUUAUCUCCAUCAGCUUUCGAAGUACCAUAUAAUUCUUACAAAGAACAGAUUGAUUCAGGAGUAGCAGAUGCUUCUGACAAUAGCUGUUUAGCUGUCGAUGGGCUUCAACAGAUUAAAGCAAAGGACUUGGAUUAUGAUUUUCUCUGUUUCUUUCUUACUACACAGAGACUAGAUCUCUACAGAGCAAUUGAUUUUCGAUGUGAAGAUAUGCUCUUAGAUGAAAAUGGAAUCCUGUCCGAGGCUAGGUGGCUUCUUGAUUUGGGUCUUUUGCCAAACUCAAAUUCUGCAACUCGAGCUAUUGGUUAUCGACAAGCUAUGGAAUACCUCCUGUUCUGCAGAGAACAACGGGGGUCCAGCUCUUCACGGGAGUUUUUUGCAUUCCUAUCUGAAUUCCAGAAAGCUUCUAGAAAUUUUGCCAAAAGGCAGCUUACAUGGUUCCGUAACGAACCACUUUAUCACUGGAUUGAUGCUUCAAAACCAAUGGAAAUUCUGCUUGAAUUCAUAUAUGAUUCGUUUCAUAGUGAGUUUGGGUCUCUGGAGGUACCCCAAUCUCUCUUCAUGGAGAAAGAUAUGUCAAGCCGGCGUGAAGUUGCAGAAAUGAAGGCAUACCGUCCUAAAAACAAGCAUUUCGUUGGUCGUGAUGAUUGCAGCCCUGUUUUGAACUGGGUCCAGAACGCACAUAAAUCAGCAGCAGCAACAAGUGCAUGCAAAUUUUAAACUUGCAGCCAAGGGGGCUGGAUAUGUCUUUGUUAAAAACAUGCAUCUCCAUCUAGAUCUUGGAGAACAGUGGAAAAUUACAGAGUAGUUAUGUUCAAACUAAGCACUGUGAAUCUUUGCAGGAACUGAUGGCAAUGGUAAACUGCCCAGGUUGCGGCUUUGUAUAUUUAUUAGUGUGUUAGUUUUGUAAUGGUGUCCACUUAGUUUCAGUUUCAGUAGGGAGAGCAUUCUUCAACUCAAUGUCAGACAUUUUUUUAUGUACACUUAGUUUAAGUUUUUGUUAAAAUAUUACGCCUAUAAACAAUGGGCAAUUACAGAGUAAUCCGUGUACUAUUUAGAUGUGUUUGCCAAAGAGACUUAAUUAUUAGAGACCAGCGCUGAUAGUUAAAGCAAAUGAGUUUAUACGAUUUUGGGUUGAACUAACUGAUCAAAUAAUUCAAAAUUUCU